Messenger RNA from Carya illinoinensis, 1557 nucleotides. Its product is annotated as heterogeneous nuclear ribonucleoprotein 1-like. NCBI's taxonomy places the organism in Eukaryota, Viridiplantae, Streptophyta, Magnoliopsida, Fagales, Juglandaceae. The record is from RefSeq and is a predicted model, not a curated record. Gene Ontology annotation, cellular component: nucleoplasm. Gene Ontology annotation, molecular function: RNA binding. The coding region runs from base 185 to 1204 and encodes 339 amino acids. The transcript has 6 exons. Gene Ontology annotation, biological process: regulation of gene expression.
AAAAAAAAAAAAAACAGAGUUGCACUUAUCGGUAGAGGAUUUCGGUGGAAAUCCUCUGUGUACGUAGCGUGAUCCUUCGACUAAUCAUUCUUGCUCCUCGAUUUCACGGUCACUCCCUCGCGCAAUAGAUUGUUAGGUCCAAACCUUUCGCUGACAGAUUUCUGAAUCUACUUACACCACUCCCAUGGGCUCCAAGAGGAUCGACUACGGUGACGGUGCCAGCCCUGGUAAAAUCUUCAUUGGAGGCCUAGCCAAGGACACUAGCUACGAAACCUUUGUGAGCUACUUUGAAAAGUAUGGGACAAUAACCGACUCAGUGAUCAUGAAAGACCGGCACACACAUCGACCCAGGGGAUUCGGUUUCAUAACCUAUGAGGAUCCUUCUGUUGUCGACCAGGUUAUCCAAGAUGAUCAUAUUAUCAAUGGCAAGCAGGUCGAGAUAAAGAGAACCGUUCCUAAAGGUUGUGCAGAAGUUCAUGAUUUUAAAACAAAGAAAAUUUUUGUUGGCGGGAUUCCAACGACGGUCACUGAAGAUGAGUUCAAGAAUUUCUUCUCAAAGCACGGAAAGGUGGUGGAACAUGAGAUUAUACGUGAUCAUGUGACUAAACGCUCUCGAGGAUUUGGAUUUGUUGUAUUUGACAGUGAAAAAGUUGUUGAUCAUUUGCUGGCAAGUGGCAAUAUGAUUGAUAUGGCGGGUACAACGGUUGAGAUCAAGAAGGCUGAACCAAAGAAAGCCUCAAACCCGGCUCCUGUUCCUGCUUUUGGUAGUGAAUCUAGGGUUCAUUCAUACAAUGAUGAUUUUGGUGGAUUUGGCGACUCCUAUAGUGGUUUUGGAAGUGGUGGUUUUGCCCCUGCUUCUUAUAGGUCACUUGGCAGUUUUGGUGGUGGUAGAUUUGGUGAUUAUGGUGGAUAUGGUGGUGGCAAUGAUUAUUGCGGUGGUUAUGGGGGUUUUGGCAGUGGGGGUUUUGCUGGUUAUCGAGGAGAGUCAUCAUAUGGCUAUUCUAGUCGCUUUGGUUCCUAUAUGGGAGCCCUUGGUGGGGGGUAUGCUGGGAGUGGGUUAGGUGCAUAUGGACGUGGAGGUGGGGGCUAUGACAGCUAUGGUGGUUCAGGCUCCCCUGUUCCUGGUUAUGGAGGACCAGGAGUCUUGUAUGGUGGUAGGGCAGGCUAUGGUGGCAGUAGUCGUUACCAUCCUUAUGCAAGGUAGAUCUUGCUUAAUAGAAGUUGCUUGCAGGUUUCCUUAUCUUCAGCAAAUGCUUUUUUGUGAUUUCAUAGACACAAGGCACUUACUGCAAGAGCCACUAUCUAUAAGCUCAGAUGAACAACUAGUUUGUUCGUGUUCAUGCUUUGGCUUAGACAAGUGAAGUUAGAUUGGCAUAUCUAGAGUUUUUUGCUAAUGAUUGAAAUGUGAUUAUAGAUAGGCAUCUAGCUUGUGGUCUAUAUAUACGGUUGCCAGUUUGUUGAGUUAGACUUUCGUCUUGUUAUGAGAUAUUAAUUGGUUAGAAUCAAUGUGGAAUUGAGAAUGCAUUAUAGGUAAGUAUACUGGAUGCUUAUUUGACA